UGUGUUUUGCAACAAGAUGGCGAAAAGCAUUCGGUCUAAAAGGAAAAGAAAACUUCGAGCUCAGAGAAGAGAACAGUUAAAACCAAGGGUAAAAGCGCAGCUUGAGAAGACACUUGGGCUAAGUGACAAGGAGAUGCUCGUUGACAUACAAAAAGACGAAGAGAACAAAAGUGAAGUAGAAACAUUUGAUAAGGAAGACUCAAUGAUCAUGAAUAACGCAGCUGCAGAACAGGGUACUGAGGAUGUUGUGAUGACAACAGAAGAUGGACCUCAGAAAAAGCUCACAAAGAAAGCCCUCAAGAGAAUCAACAAGACAAAUAAUUUGAAAAGGCUUGGCAACAAGAAAAGAAAAAAUAAAAAGAUUUUGAAGUGGUGACUA
Pocillopora damicornis (cauliflower coral) is the source of this 379-nucleotide messenger RNA. RefSeq lists its product as uncharacterized. Lineage: Eukaryota; Metazoa; Cnidaria; Anthozoa; Scleractinia; Pocilloporidae. The record is from RefSeq and is a predicted model, not a curated record.